CGCAACAAGCGAGCGUGCAGCGGCUGGCAGCGGUCAGGGGCCGGCAGCCCCGCCAGCCUUGGCGGCGGCUGCGCGCGACGCUCCGGGGACCCGAGGUAUCAGCGGGGCCACCACUUGCGGCCCGCCCGGCCGCCUGCUGCGGGGCUCUGACGGCUCCGCCAAGCACCAUUGA
Messenger RNA from Monoraphidium neglectum, 172 nucleotides. RefSeq lists its product as hypothetical. Lineage: Eukaryota; Viridiplantae; Chlorophyta; Chlorophyceae; Sphaeropleales; Selenastraceae. The transcript has a single exon. The record is from RefSeq and is a predicted model, not a curated record. The annotation marks the transcript as partial.